AUGGUUGUCACAACAUCCACCGAACCCGAGGUGCCAUUUUGCCCAACAACAGCAGAUGGCAAGAAGAUGUAUCUCUGCCUUACCAUCUGCGGAUACCGAAAGCCGGGCAUGAGUGAGGAAGACUAUCGUAAUCACAUGGUCAAUGUCUCCGCGCCUAUGACCAAGGGAUUAAUGGCCAAAUACGGCGUCAAGAGAUGGACUCAAAUUCAUAACCAAAGUUCUACUCGUGCUCUAAUGUCCCACCUCUUCGAUCACCAGAUGGCUAAUGUUGCGGACUUUGAUUGCUUCAGCCAGGUGGUCUUUCAUGAUAUCGAAGACUACAAACGUAUGAAACAAGAUCCAUGGUACAAAGAGCACCUUGUCGGUGACCAUGAGAAGUUUGCUGAUACCAAGAGAAGCAUGAUGACUAUAGGAUGGAUCGAAGAGUUUGUGAGAGAUGGCGAGGUCGUUGAUGGCUUUAAAGACUGUUAG
This is a messenger RNA of Talaromyces atroroseus, 471 nucleotides long. RefSeq lists its product as hypothetical. The coding region runs from base 1 to 471 and encodes 156 amino acids. Gene Ontology annotation, molecular function: oxidoreductase activity. The transcript has 3 exons. Lineage: Eukaryota; Fungi; Ascomycota; Eurotiomycetes; Eurotiales; Trichocomaceae. The record is from RefSeq and is a predicted model, not a curated record.